Molecule: messenger RNA, 747 nt
Organism: Cyphellophora attinorum
Lineage: Eukaryota; Fungi; Ascomycota; Eurotiomycetes; Chaetothyriales; Cyphellophoraceae
Exons: 1
Coding region: 1-747 (248 amino acids)
Source: RefSeq, a predicted model, not a curated record
AUGGACAAUUUUCACAGAGCAGGAGAGGCGAUGCAUUACAGUGCCCCGGAGAAACAGACAUCACGAGCCUCCCCUAAGCGCAAAAGGGGCCAAGAAACACCGACCAUACCGAUACAUGCGGCAGGUUAUCCAAUCUUAGAAUCAGACGUAUACCUACCUGAGGUACCCAGUCCCAGCACGAAAGUCGUCGGAAAACUCCGAAAGCUGAACAUUGGGGACCACGAUUCAAAUCCACACAAGGAGGCUCAAGCUAGUGGUCUCCAGCGUCUACCUUUACAACCGAAGACUAGUACUGCACAUACUCCAUAUAACAUGUCGCCAAAGAUGCAAUUUACAGAGACAGAACCUGCCGGUGCAUCUGACUAUUUGAGAUACCAGGAGGCAGACCCGAUUGAGCAGGCGGCAACCUCAGCCAAUUUGCUAGAUCGACCGAAGUCACCCAAGCUAUCUGGGAAGGUCAACUCGUUCUAUUGGCAAGAUUCCGAGAUCACCGGCCACGACCCAAAGGACCCAGAUGAUGACUUGUACGGAAUCAAUGGCAUUGGGUUCAAACCCACGCCAGCAAUCGCGCAACAACGCUCCCAACAGAGGAAGAAGCAGCUCUUGGAGUACAGAAAUCGUGAGGCCAAAGAGGCUCGCCAGCAGAGGAGUGAGCGGAGGCGGAUGGCAUUGACAGACGGCCCAUAUAGCGAGCCCGGGCCCUCGAUUGGACAAGGUCGAGCGAGAGUUCGCUUUGAUAAUGGCUGA